Molecule: messenger RNA, 1310 nt
Organism: Brassica napus (rape)
Lineage: Eukaryota; Viridiplantae; Streptophyta; Magnoliopsida; Brassicales; Brassicaceae
Exons: 1
Coding region: 85-381 (98 amino acids)
Source: RefSeq, a predicted model, not a curated record
AUUCUUACCAAAUCAUCUUAUUUCAAAAUCACAAUAAACAAACAUAUACAAUUAGAAAGGUGUAAAAAUCACAAUACUUACAAUAUGGCAAUUCAAACAUCAAAAAAAAUUGCUAGUGUGUUGAUUGUUGUAAUCUUAUUUACAAUAACUUUUUCAGCACAAGUUUCUCAUUCUAAAACGAUAGAUGUAGGGUGUGUAAAAAAUUGUAUUGUGAAUCAAUGCAUGAAAGCAUCAAAGAAGGCGACUCCAGCAACAUGUGACAAUCCAUGCAAGACAAUAUGUACUGCAACGGGUAUUAAGAGUUACAUCAUUCCACGAGGUGGUGGUCGUGAUCCAGUGAAAGCAUUUUGCAUAACAUUUAAAUGGUUCUGUAAAAAUUAACAGAGAAGUACAUAAUUGUAUAAUUUCUAUGUAUAUGUUAUAUAUUUACAUUUUCAUAUCAUAUAUCGAUUAAUAUCUCAUGUAUGUGUUUAUUUUUCUUCGGAAACAAAAAAAAAACUAAUAAUUUGAAUCAUGGUAUAAUCACACUAAACGAUUAGUUGAAGACUCUAUGCUCUUAGAAGUUGUUCAUGCCAACAACACAUCUAGCAGAUUGUAAUGAAUAGGUUAUCCAUCAAUAUUUCAAAAAUAAACUCAUCAAAUAGUUGUUUAGAUCAAUACGUUGCCAUAAAUUGCAACCUAUAGAAACCUAUUAAAUUAUAUAUCCUCAUUAAGCUAAUUCAUAGCAUGCCUAUUUAUAUUUAAUUUAUGGUAGUGAUUUCACUUUGGUUCAUGUUCUAUCUAACAUUAGGUGUAACACAUGACAAAUCUAUCAGAAAUUAAAACUAAUAAUUUGAAUCAUGGUAUAAUCACACUAAACGAUUAGUUGAAGACUCUAAGCUCUUAGAAGUUGUUCAUGCCAACAACACAUCUAGAAGAUUGUAAUAAAUAGGUUAUCCAUCAAUCUGUCAAAAAUAAACUCAUCAAAUAGUUGUUUAGAUCAAUACGUUGCUAUAUAUUGCAACCUAUAGAAACCUAUUAAAUUAUAUAUUCUCAUUUAGCUAACUCAUAGCAUGUCUAUUUAUAUUAAAUUUAUGGUAGUUAUUUCACCUUGGUUCAUGUUCUAUCUAACAUUAGGUGUAACACAUGACAAAUCUAUCAAAAAUUAAAAUAAUCAGCCUUCUCAAAAAAUUAAUUCAAUCAAAUUUCUGGCAGAUAUUCCCUCGACUACCGGCACUGGCUUGUCUCCUUCACCCUAUCAUAUGAUACAUCAAAUUUGGAAAUCUUUGAAAGACCAAAGUACACAAAGUUAGUUAGUAAUAUAAGAAAUG